Molecule: messenger RNA, 4132 nt
Organism: Ilex paraguariensis (yerba mate)
Lineage: Eukaryota; Viridiplantae; Streptophyta; Magnoliopsida; Aquifoliales; Aquifoliaceae
Source: the annotation of a GenBank genome assembly
UCUGGACUCUGCAAUUCCACCAUCAAAUCACUCUCUGAAAUCUGCUGAUUUCGCUUCCAAACUAGGGUUUCGAUCUUCGAUACCCACUCACCUUCUUCCCCAUCUUUCUAGGGUUUCGAUUUCCAAAACCCUAACAGCCCCCACAUUCUUCACUAUCUACCCUCCCGUUUAAAUUUGGCACCAGUUCUCGCUUCAAUUCCAGUCCGAGUUACAAUGCACAUUAAGGAGAUAUGCUUAGAGGGAUUCAAGUCCUACGCGACGAGGACGGUGGUACCGGGCUUCGAUCCCUUUUUCAAUGCCAUCACUGGCUUGAAUGGGUCAGGCAAAUCGAACAUUCUCGAUUCGAUUUGUUUUGUUUUGGGUAUUACAAAUUUGCAGCAGGUUAGGGCUUCGAAUCUUCAGGAGCUGGUGUACAAACAAGGGCAAGCUGGGAUAACCAAGGCCACGGUGUCAGUUGUGUUUGAUAAUUCAGAUAGGAAUCGGAGUCCUUUAGGAUAUGAGGAUUGCCAAGAAAUUACAGUGACCCGUCAGAUUGUAGUUGGUGGAAGGAACAAGUACCUAAUCAAUGGACACCUUGCACAGCCCAAUCGAGUGCAAAAUCUUUUUCAUUCAGUGCAGCUCAAUGUGAACAAUCCACAUUUUCUUAUAAUGCAAGGGCGUAUCACUAAAGUCCUAAACAUGAAACCUCCAGAAAUUUUAUCCAUGCUUGAAGAGGCUGCUGGGACAAGAAUGUAUGAAACAAAGAAAGAGGCUGCUUUGAAAACGCUUGAGAAAAAGCAGAGCAAGGUAGAUGAGAUUGACAAGCUUCUUGACCAGGAGAUACUUCCUGCUUUGGAGAAGCUCCGGAAAGAAAGGAUGCAAUACAUGCAAUGGGCACAUGGCAAUGCCGAGUUAGAUCGACUGAAAAGGUUUUGCAUUGCUUAUGAGUAUGUUCAUGCAGAAAAAAUCAGAGAUAACACAAUUCAGGGGGUAGAAGAAAUAAAGGCCAAAAUUUCUGAGAUUGAUGAUAAUACAGGGAUGAUGCGUGAGGAAAUUCAAGAGAUGGAAACCAAAGUUUCACAAUUGACCGCUGAGAAAGAAGCUAGUAUGGGCGGCGAAGUUAAAAGUUUGUCAGAAAAAGUUGAUGCUCUUUCUCGUGACCUUGUUAGGGAAGCAUCCGUACUGAAAAAUCAAGAGGAAAGUCUCAGGGCUGAGAAAGAUAAUGCUACAAAGAUUGAGAGAAAUAUUGAAGAAUUAAAGCAGUCUGCAGAAGAGAGGGCCUUUGCUGUCAAAAUAGCUGAAGAUGGAGCAGCUGAUUUGAAAAAUAGAGCUGCAGAGCUUUCUAAGAGCCUGGAAGAGAAUGAGAAAGAGUACCAGGGGGUACUAGCUGGUAAGAGCAGUGGAAAUGAGGAGAAAUGUCUUGAAGAUCAACUAGGUGAUGCUAGAGUAGCGGUUGGCUCAGCAGAAACAGAAGUGAAACAGUUGAAAACAAAAAUAAGCCACUGUGAAAAGGAGCUGAAAGAGAAAAAAGAACAGCUAAUGUCAAAGCGUAAAGAAGCUGUUGCUGUAGAGAAUGAACUUAGUGUCAAAAGGAAAGAGGUGGAAAAAGUUAAAACAGCUUUGGAAUCUCUCUCUUACGACGAGGGGCAGAUGGAAGUGUUGCAAAAGGAUCGCAUGGCUGAGUUAGAGAUGGUGCAGAAGUUGAAAGAUCAAAUUCGUAUUCUUUCUUCACAAUGCGCAAAUGUUUACUUCACAUACCGUGACCCUGUGAAGAAUUUUGAACGAUCGAGGGUGAAAGGUGUGGUUGCAAAACUCAUUAGAGUGAAGGAUAGCUCCACGAUGACUGCCUUAGAGGUUGCUGCGGGUGGGAAGUUGUUUAAUGUUGUGGUGGACACGGAAAACACAGGAAAACAGCUUCUUCAAAGUGGUGGACUUCAAAGAAGAGUGACAAUUAUCCCUCUAAACAAAAUUCAAAGCCAUCCUGUCCCCAGUAGAGUUAAAAAUGCUGCUUUUAGAUUGGUUGGUAAGGAGAAUGCUGAAGUGGCACUUUCUUUGAUUGGAUAUGAUGAGGAACUGAAGAAUGCAAUGGAUUAUGUGUUUGGCUCAACCUUUGUUUGCAAAACUAUUGAUGCUGCACGAGAGGUUGCUUUUAAUAGGGAAAUUGGCAACCCAAGUGUCACUCUUGAAGGUGAUAUAUUUCAGCCAAGUGGACUUCUAACUGGUGGUAGUCGCAAGGGUGGUGGUGAUCUGUUAAGGCAACUUCAUGCUUUGGCGGAGGCUGAAUCCAAACUCUCUUUUCAUCAGAAGUGCCUAUCAGAAAUUGAUGCUAAGAUUAAUGAGCUCCUUCCUCUUCAAAAAAAGUUUGAAGACCUAAGGUCACAGUUGGAACUGAAGUCAUAUGACCUUUCCUUAUUUCAGAGCAGGGCUGAGCAAAAUGAGCAUCAUAAGCUCGGUGAACUAGUGCAUAAGAUUGAACUGGAGCUUGCAGAAGCAAAAUCCUCUGCCCAAGAAAAGCAAAUUUCGUAUGAAAAUUGGGUAAGUAAAGUCUCAUUGCUUGAAAAGUCCAUUUGUGAACAUGCCAAUAGUCGUGAGAGCAGGCUCAAAGAUUUAGAGAAGAAGAUUAAGGCAAUCAAGGUUCAAAUGCAGUCAGCUUCGAAAGAUCUCAAGGGGCAUGACAAUCAAAGGGAGAGGCUCAUUAUGGAAAUGGAAGCAGUUAAACAGGAGCAAGCAUCUUUGGAGAGUCAAUUAGUUUGUUUGAACGAGCAGAUUAAUAAUUUUACUUCAGAAGUGAAUGCACAUAAGAUCAAGGUUGCUUCAUUAAGAAAUGAUCAUAGUCAGGCUGAAUCUGAGCUCAACUUGGCCCGCACAAAGAUGAAGGAAUGUGACUCGCAAAUCAGUGCCAUCCUUCAGGAGCAGCAGAAACUUCAACAAAAAAUUAGUGAGACAAUUCUUGAGAGGAAGAAGAUGGAAAAUGAGGUUAAACGGAUGGAGCUGGAACGAAGAGAUUGUUCUUUGAAGGUCGAGAAAUUAAUUGAGAAGCAUGCUUGGAUCACAUCUGAGAAGCAGCUUUUUGGAAGAAGCGGGACUGAUUAUGAUUUUGAAUCCCGUGAUUCUCGAAAGGCAAGGGAAGAAUAUGAAAAGCUUCAAUCUGAACAAUCUGGCCUUGAGAAAAGGGUGAACAAGAAAGUGAUGGCGAUGUUUGAGAAAGCAGAAGAUGAGUACAAUGACUUGAUAUCUAAGAAAAACAUUAUUGAGAAUGACAAGUCGAAAAUCAAGAUGGUUAUUGAAGAGCUUGAUGAGAAGAAGAAGGAGACACUGAAAGUUACUUGGGUUAAAGUUAAUAAUGAUUUUGGAUCUAUAUUUUCUACUUUGUUACCUGGCACGAUGGCAAAGCUAGAACCUCCUGAGGGAUGCAGCUUCUUAGAUGGUCUUGAAGUUCGUGUUGCAUUUGGAAGUGUCUGGAAACAGUCCUUGUCAGAACUUAGUGGAGGGCAAAGAUCUCUACUCGCACUUUCCCUUAUUUUGGCAUUGCUUCUCUUCAAGCCAGCACCACUUUACAUACUGGAUGAGGUUGAUGCAGCGCUUGAUCUAAGUCAUACACAAAACAUUGGAAGAAUGAUCAAAACUCAUUUUCCACAUUCCCAGUUCAUUGUUGUUUCUCUGAAAGAAGGUAUGUUCAAUAAUGCGAAUGUUCUUUUCCGAACAAAGUUUGUGGAUGGUGUUUCUACUGUGCAGAGAACAGUUGCAGCUAAGCAAAAUAAGUGAUUUCACCGAUAUCAUGCUUUAACCGGUUGAUUGAGAGAUUUGAAAUGACCUCUGCAGUCAGUCCUAACUACUGAAGUAUAGGAUCUGGAGCAUGCAAUUGAUGCGGAACUCUUUUGUAUGUAUGUAUGUAAAUUUAUAGCUAAUUAUGGGGAGUGUCAUUAUAGAAGCUCUUGUUCAUGUUGUCUUUUGCUGCCUAUUGCUUCUAGCCAUUUUCAUUGUACUAAACUGUAUCUUUUUUGGCUAUGUAAUUUGUGUGACCUUUCAAAUGUGUUGUGCCACGUCCUUUGUAAUUUACGGCAAGAGGAUAUGUAAUACUCCUGAUUUUCAAUAUUGUUAAGUUGUACCACUAAAAAGGUUUUCAGAUUUUGAAUAUCAUGGGUAGAUUGAG